Messenger RNA from Salarias fasciatus (jewelled blenny), 500 nucleotides. It is a transcript of the gene selenoe, whose product is annotated as selenoprotein e. The record is from RefSeq and is a predicted model, not a curated record. NCBI's taxonomy places the organism in Eukaryota, Metazoa, Chordata, Actinopteri, Blenniiformes, Blenniidae. The transcript has 4 exons.
AUGUGGGCCUUUUUGGUGCUCACGCUUGCUUUGACUGCCCGGGCGUCUGAGACAAGCAACAACACAGUGAAGGAAGAGAAGCCUGUGAUAGCCAGGGCCAAACUAAUGGCUCCCAGUGUGGUCGGAUGAUCCAUAAAGAAAUUGCCCGAGCUCUAUCAUUUCAUCAUAGAGCGAUCGGCUUUAUACCACAACUUGGAAUACGACUCAUCCGAGGAGAAGAAGCCCCGUCUGAUCUUCUAUAAUGAAAAAGACGAGGUUGUAAAGACGGUUCCUGUGAAGAAAAUGAAGUCAGACGAGAUCAGCAGCCUGCUGGACUCUCUGGGCUUCUACAAGAGGUCCCAGAAAGGGGAAGAGGUGCCAGAAGAGUUCCAGCACUUCCCCCUCAGAGCCCCCAGGGACGAGCUGUGAUGCCCCCUGGUGGCCACACUCCGCUUCUGCACCCAUCCAUGCAUCCAUGACGGGUGGAGCCACAAGGCCGGGACCCUGAAGGCCAGGCUGCA